ACACACGACAGAUCAAACCUAUACGGAUCCUCGCAACAUGGCGACACGAAAUUGGUAGACGAUCACACAACGUUAACCAUGCUCGAAGCUGUGAUGAAUUCUGUAAUAAUUCUUGCCGCGGUGUUGAUCUACUCCGAAUUUUCUGUGGUUUCUCAACUACUUCGCUCUGUUCCGCCAGAAUUCCGAUUUUUUUCAAGUUAUUUACGAACAGUGUCUUGAACGUUAAUCGCUCGGCAGGUAGAUUUUUUUCCUACACGCACCACCCUUUGAAUAUAACCGAACAUUGUGCCCCUCGUAUGUUUACGAUACCGAUUCCACCGCGAACUCGUUGCAAAAAUUAUAAAACCAGUGUUUGUGCGGACACCUUGGAGAAUAGAAAGUUUUAACGUUGGCCUUGAACAAAAGCACGGUCCACUAUUUGGGAUUAAUACGGCAAUAAACAAGAUUCAGUCAGAAAAACGAGCCUAUGUAUAUUCAAAGUAAUUUAUAGUUACGAAGGAAUGAGAUGCAUUGUGAAAGAAGAUACAGGGUUCAUAUUUAGUUUUUCAAGAACAUUAUCAAUUUAUAUAUUAUUUAUUUAGUAGUUAGCAAGACAUAUACGUAUAUAUAUAUAUAUUUAAUAAUUUAUUUUCUAUAUUAUUGCUCAUUGAAAACGAAAAAGAAGGUAUAUCAUAUCUGCAUCGAAAAGAAGUAUAGAAAGAACAAAGAGAUUUGUGUACACGAUUAAUUUUGUUUCGUGUCUUUUGACAUAUUGUAAAUGAAUGAAAUUAACAUUUGAUAUUUAACUGAUUUUCUUGUAUGUAGUGUGAUAGCUACGCCGUCAAAGAUACAAAGUUUUUCCAUAGAUUUAAGUAGCACAUUUGAUAUUAUUCUGUACAUUCACUUUGACUAUGUAUCACACUAUGUAUCCGCCACAAAUAAUGGUGCAGAUAAUGGGUGGCCAACAGGCAAAUGGACAAUGUCCACCAGUUCAAACACAUGCAAUGCAUAUUCAUGGUACAAAUAUGUUUCAUCAAGCUGAGUACGCAAAGUAUCGGCCAGAUGCUUGUGCACAAAAUAGACAUCAGUUGGUGCAGACAGGAUCUUACCCAUUGGAAUUAUUGCAACUGAUGGGUGUUGAAAUACCUUCUUUGCGACGCAUAGAAUAUGUGCAAUCGAAUACUGGCACACCUUUGGGAAACUGGCAGAGACGUGUGAACGCUUCGAACAAUUCACCUAUUAUACCGUCUCCUCAUGUCGCUUUUAGACCAACUAACAACGGUUUGGUAAAGAAAUCAAAUUGGUAUAGUAAACCUGGUAAAAGAACUCCGUUCAGAGAAACGUUCGGGAGCAACGAAAAAUAUGGUAGCGAUAGUGGCUUUAGUUCACGUUCACCUACGCCAAACAAACAUCAAAUCGACAAUAGUCUAACAGAAAGCUCAGAUGAACGAGAUUCUGUAGUUUCUUCUGUUGAUCAGAACAUGAAGAAACCACAGAAACCUCAUUUGAAUAAUGCUAUAAAUAAUAGAGUAAUGCAGUACAGCGUUAAUUCAAAUGCUUCUACUCAUCAAUUUUAUCAAAAUCAAAGACACGUUAAUGUUUAUCCUACUGCAAUGUCAACGUCUAGGUCGCAAGUGCAGAAUUAUCAAAAUAAAAGGAGAUAUCACUCAGGGAGGAACAGUCCACCUCCUCAAAGACUACAACGGAGCAAAAAGUAUAUAGGAUUAAUAUCGCCAAAUUAUAAUACGAUUCCUAGAUAUGGUAUUGCUCCAGAUCGAUUCCUUGCUAGAUCACAUUUGGUCGAAGUAACUCACACGCCCGACGACCUGCUUAAUGGAUCCAUUUGGGAUAAUCUCUCCAAAGAUAUUUGGUCAAAGUUUAUGUUGAAUCAGCAAACUGAAACUGUUUACAGAAACAAAAUGAUGCUAUGGAGAUACCUCUAUAUUUAUAUUAAAACUGCAUUUCCAAAAUAUGGUUUAUUUUUGGUUGGAUCUACGAUGAAUGGAUUUGGAUCAGAUAAUAGCGAUGUUGACAUGUGCCUUUUAGUGAGGCAUACAGAGAUGGAUCAAAGAAUUGAAGCUAUUGGGCACUUGGAGCAAAUAUUGAAAUGUUUAAAGAGAUGCGUUUUUAUAGAACAAUUGGAACUUAUACAAGCAAAGGUACCAAUCCUGAAGUUCCACGAUUCGAUACAAAAUUUAGAAGUGGAUCUAAACUGUAACAACUCGGUCGGCAUUCGUAACACUCACUUGCUCUACUGUUACUCUCGAAUUGACUGGAGAGUGAGACCACUGGUUCUCGUCGUCAAACUUUGGGCUCAGUCUCAAGAUAUUAAUGAUGCAAAGAACAUGACCAUAUCAAGUUAUUCCUUGGUUCUUAUGGUUAUACAUUUUCUACAGUGCGGUGUUAGUCCUUCAGUGUUACCUUGCUUGCACACCCUUUAUGAAGGUAAAUUUACGCCACACACAGAUAUCCAUUGCAUCGAUAUGCAAGAAGAAAUAGACAUUCCAAGUACCGUCCUACGGCCUAAGAAUCGACAGUCGUUAGGGGAACUUCUAGUUGAAUUUUUUCGAUAUUACGUUACAUUCGACUUCAAUCAGUACGCGAUAUCAGUACGGUUGGCUAACAAGAUUCUCAUAGAGGAAUGUCGAAGAGCAAGGUCCUACAAAAAUGAUCCACACCAAUGGAAGUAUUUGUGCAUCGAAGAGCCAUUUGAUCUAACCAACACUGCAAGAUCAGUGUACGACCCUGACGUGUUUGCAAGGAUUAAACGUGUCUUUGACCGCACGUACCAAAACUUGAAGGAGCACCACGACCUGGCCAGGAUAUUUGUUAAGAUGGAUACUGCUACUUCCUAUAUUGUCACGUAACUGUCGUUCACAGGCUAGUACAGACAUUUUUCUUAGUUAGGGUAAUUUUCUAUAGGGGAGCAGUUUAUUUUUGCCAUGGGCCUCGAUCAAAGUAAUCAUGGGGCAACAAAACUGAUAUCCUUGCCACACCGAGAUGUCGAGUACACAGAAUGUGGUAAUUCUCUACGCUUAUCUCGAGCUAUCACGCUCGUACCUUGUGAUAAUAACUUGCGCUUGCGUGCAAUGGCUCACCUGUUGCGUUCCCAUCGUCGAAUUUUUCUUUCGUUUCGUUUCCGUUCGAAUUACUUUUCUUUUUUCAAUGUGCAAUGCCACUUACAUUACGCGUUUCUAUACACGAAGCGAAAAGAAAUAUAUCGAUCGCAAUUAUUAUUUACAUAUUUAGAAAGAUUACUCAACGAAUUCUUUUUUUAAACAAUACGUGCAAUAGCCUCGAGAAAGACCUUGAAUUCAAUCGAAGGUUUGACAACGUUCUUCUCGUAUGAACAUUAUUUUUUCUUGAAUUCGAAUUCCGAUGUGUCCUUCGUGAUAAAAUUUCAUUUUUUUUUUCAAAUACAUAUAUAAGAACAUGGUGCCUUACGAUUAUCAAAGUAUUAUUAAAUUCAAUCGUUAAAUACACAUAGCUUCACGCUGGAUACGAUGAAACUAUUUGAGUUUUUCACGGUCAUUACUCACAGCGAAAAAAUAAAUAUUGUUAGCUCGAUACGUCAGGAAAAAGAUUUAAAAUGAAAUAUUCAAGAACGACACGUCAAUGAUUUUUCGUCUAAACCAGAGAUAUUCAUAUACACAAAAAAAAGAUACUUAGCCUUGAUCAAAAACUCAUAAUCGUAAAUUUAUAUUUAAAAAGUAAUGAAAAAAAAACUUAAAAAAAGAAAAAAGACAAAAAAUUAUUGUUCGAAGAAAAUAAUAAGAGAAAAUUUAAAAAAAAAAUGGAUAAGUAUAGAUCGACAACAUCGAACUUCUCUUCAAUCUACGUAUCUUAUUUAAUUGUUAACAAAAAAAUCAAAUCUACUAAAUGAAUAUAAUAUGUAUUACUUACAUCUUAUCACGGUCACCUUUUGACCAUCUACAUUACGUGCCAAAGAAAUUAAUUUCGUCUUUCGUAGGUGAAGAGAUAUUUCGUAAUUUGAACAUUCUAUUAAUUGCGUAUUUUCUUUUUUAAAAAGAGGCACGCCAAUCAAGUAUGCAUUUUGGAAUUUAAAAAAAAAUAGACUGAAAAAGUUCUCUACCAUAGAAGUAAUUAAAAUUUCAACAUUAUCUUCGUAACUCGUUAUGUAGCAACCGAAGUUCCUAUUUUCAAUGUAAACGUGAACACUGUCUUUUGAUUCCGUUUCUAGUCUGUUGUUCACUUAAAAUGUAAUGUAACUCGUUGAAUGAUACUUAGAAAACAGAAGGCUGUGUUGACAGUAUAAAAAUUAUCAACUGAGAUAUUCCAUUGCUGGGUCUGUAACGAACGAAUCCUCAAUGACACUUGAUUUUUCGAAUGGAGAUCGAUGCCUCGUUAACGAUUAUUUACCGAAAUUUUUUUUGACUAUAAGAUUUUUAAGAUUCAUUCCCUCCAAUAAUUGUUAUCUUUUGGCGGGCCCAGUAAGUUUUUCUAAUCAAUAAUUUACUUAUUUUUGUACGAAAUGUAAAAGAUUUAACUGACAGAGAGAAAAAUACCUUGUUAUCUUCCCCCCAAUCGUCAAUUCUACGCACACCUAACGCCAAAGUUUAAAGUAAUAGUAUAUCAGACUUUUGUAAUUUUCAUUUUGCUGUUAAAUAAAAGAAAUAUUUAUAUACGUUUAAA
Megalopta genalis is the source of this 4632-nucleotide messenger RNA. Its product is annotated as poly(A) RNA polymerase gld-2 homolog A. Gene Ontology annotation, biological process: RNA 3'-end processing. Lineage: Eukaryota; Metazoa; Arthropoda; Insecta; Hymenoptera; Halictidae. The record is from RefSeq and is a predicted model, not a curated record. Gene Ontology annotation, molecular function: poly(A) RNA polymerase activity.